Molecule: messenger RNA, 1188 nt
Organism: Bombyx mandarina (wild silkworm)
Lineage: Eukaryota; Metazoa; Arthropoda; Insecta; Lepidoptera; Bombycidae
Product: zinc finger protein OZF-like
Source: RefSeq, a predicted model, not a curated record
AUGGAACUGGCACGUAAACUGUUCAUAAAACGGAGGAACGUGGAAUACGUGUUGCAAUACAGCAACGCUACGCCCUUCAUGUGGCACAAGGGCAAAUACAAAUGCUUCUUUUGCAACGAAACUAUGAAAGAUCCGACCGUGUUGCGUGAUCACACAGCCUCGGCACAUCAGUUUGCCAAUUUAGAGCUGGUCGUUUACGAUCGCACGAAAAAUAAUAGGAAUAGGGACGCCGCUAUCAAGAUUGACGUAACCGAUAUCGCUUGCAAGCUUUGCACUCAAACGGUAAAUAACUUAGAGGAGCUGAUACACCAUCUGAUUAUAGCUCACGAUGCCGAGUACGACAUGAGCGUACCCAACUGUUUGUUGCCCUUCAAAUUGGACAAGGACCAGCCCACGUGUCCGACUUGCGACAUGAAAUUCGUUUUCUUCGAAUAUUUGUUACGUCACGCAAAUAAGCAUCAUCUCUCGCACCAUUAUAUCUGUGACGUUUGCGGCACGAGUUUCCAAGGGGAGAAUCAUUUGAAAAUGCAUUAUAGGUACUAUCAUAGAGAAGGCGGAUACACCUGUGAGUACUGCGGUAUUAGUCUGGCGACGUUGUCCAAGAAAAUUCUACACGAAAAAAAUGUUCAUUUGGUUAACUUAUUGACGUGCCCGCACUGUCCCGAAACGUUUAAAAGUCCGUAUUUAAAGAAGUUACAUUUGGCGAAUGUUCACGGCGUCGAAGAGCUUAAAAUUAAGUGUCCUUACUGUCCCAAAGUAUAUCCCCAAGAGAGCAUAAUGUCGCGGCAUAUGAGGCGAGUACAUCUAAGGGAAAAGAACGUUGAAUGCGAGAUAUGCGGAGACAGAUUUUUCGGGCCAUAUGACGUAAAACUUCACAUGGUCAAACACAACGGCGAAAAGAAGUUUGUUUGCACGGUGUGCGGAAAGAAAUUCUCAAAAAAGAGUAACUUGAAUUCUCAUUCGGUUCUACAUACUGGCCAGAAGCUGUAUAUAUGUAGUUUCUGUAAUAAAGCGUUCACGCAUCACACAAACAUGAAGAUGCACAUAAGGAAUAGACACGAGUCGUACGUUGUUGAUUCGCAUCAGGUUGAAGAUAUUGGUCUCGAUAACCCUGAGAUAUUGCAGAUGGAAAUAAUACAGAACGACACUGACGAAGGGAUAGUGGCCGAAGAGAUAAUUUUCGCGUGA